AGUGAGUGAGUGAGCGAGUUUUAUGGAGUGUGUGUGUGUGUGUGUGUGUGUGUGUGUGUGUGUGUGUGUGUGUGUGUGUGUGUGUGUGUGUGUGUGUGUGUGUGUGUGUGUGUGUGUGUGUGUGUGUUUGUGUGUAUGUGAAAAUGAUCGGCUGACAGUGAUGGUUCAGAAUGAAAGCAGAUGAUUGGUCAGGAUUAAAACAUGUGACGUGGUUCCUCCAGCUGAUAAAGCCGGGCUGAAGCCUGAGAGCUGAAGGAGUGGAGCCGUCCAGAGAGGAACCAUGGAGCCCGUCCUUGAGCUGGACCAUGGACCCCCUGAGGAACCUGAGGACACGUCUCUGGACAGGAGGCGGACCAGGAAGGGGAGAUCUGUUCUAAAGCUGUACAUCUGUGUCGCUCUGCUGUGUUUUCUACAAGCCACUCUCAACAUCUCCCUGCGCCUCUACUCGGAGACAUCUUGGACGAAGGGGAGAGGGCACCUGAUGCAUUCACUUGCUGGUGUGACACGACGGGGCUGGCUAUAUUUCGACCAGAGUCUCUACUUUAUUUCUACAACCAAGAAGAACUGGAAGGCCAGCAGAGACUUCUGUCUGAACAAAGAUGCAGACCUGCUAGUUAUCAACAGCAAAGAAGAAGAGGGGUUUGUUGCAAAAUUGGAGAGAGGUUCCUGGAUUGGACUUCAGAUUGGCCGAGAAACAAAGGGGAUCUACAAGUGGGUGGAUGGUACCAACUUGACUUCAAGUACCUGGCAUGUACCAAUCUUUCCGUAUGGCUAUGAUGCCUGUGCAGUAACAGCUGACCAAUUGGUGAUGGGUCCAUGUGCCUCUCAAAACAACUGGAUCUGUGAGAAGGUCAACGUCCUGGAACAUCUGGAAGCUGAACUGAACAAAGACGGGAUCCCCAAGGAGAAGGAGGAGGAGGAAGAGGAGGAGGAGGAGGAGGAGGAGAAGGAGGUACCCGCUAUCACAUCAUUAGAGGAUACUUAUUUUGUGCUCGUGGGCGAAAUAAUAUCCUUCUCCUGCCGUGCCAGUGGCCAGCCAAAACCCUCCAUCGAGUGGCUAUACAACGGCCAACCCAUGAAGAGGGACAGGACAGACAACAAAUCAGAGCCUUUAGCCUUUGUGAAUGGGGAGGACCUCAGCGUUAGAAGUGUGAGGCCUGGUGUGGACACGAUCAGCUGCUUGGCGAACAACAGCGCUGGCACAGCCAAUAAGACUUCCCCGCUGUUUGUCAUUGCAUUGACACCAGAGGGCUGGGGUAUUAUCAACCAGAGUCUCUACUUUGUUUCAAUGACUAAGAGGAACUGGACGGCCAGUAGAGACGACUGCCUGCAAAGAAACGCAGACCUGGUGGUUAUCAACAGCAAAGUAGAAGAGGAGUUGGCUACCAAAUGGUGGCUCGGAACCUGGAUUGGACUGAGACUGGACCGAGACACAGAGGGGACCUGGAAGUGGGUGGAUGGUACCAACGUGACUUCAAGUUCCUGGCUGUCCGGUGAACCAAACCAUCCAACUAUCACAGAAGCCUGUGCAGUAGUUGGCAACAGCCAGUUGAUUCCUACACCCUGUGCCUCUCAAAAUGAAUGGAUCUGUGAGAAGACGGUGUAGUAGCUUGGGACAGAGGCUGGUAUGGAUUGUGUGCCGAGCUUUACUUCCGGAUCUGUGAGAAGGUUGCAGUCCUUGAACAUCUGGAUGCCGUCCUGAACAAAGAGCCUCUGUAGGCUUUGUUUGUAUUGGUCGGUUGAGACAUUGAUCCUUUCUAUUCUCUCUACAUUAUACGAUACUACUUAUAUUUGAGGUAGGCCAACACGUCUCUGUUGAGCUUAAGCAUCGCCAACUCUCAUUACAGAUUUGAAUUUUGUUGCAUCCAAAACUUUCGCUUGAACAUAAUCAAGGCUAUAUUUCCUCUGUACUGUACUUACUGUACUUUAACCUGUCAGAACAAUAAAGUACCAUCUGAU
Messenger RNA from Gadus macrocephalus (Pacific cod), 1959 nucleotides. Its product is annotated as C-type lectin domain family 4 member F-like. The transcript has 10 exons. Lineage: Eukaryota; Metazoa; Chordata; Actinopteri; Gadiformes; Gadidae. The record is from RefSeq and is a predicted model, not a curated record. Bases 281 to 1606 code for a protein of 441 amino acids.